This is a messenger RNA of Fusarium verticillioides 7600, 1122 nucleotides long. RefSeq lists its product as hypothetical. Bases 1 to 1122 code for a protein of 373 amino acids. The transcript is spliced from 2 exons. Lineage: Eukaryota; Fungi; Ascomycota; Sordariomycetes; Hypocreales; Nectriaceae. The record is from RefSeq and is a predicted model, not a curated record.
AUGGAGUCUUUCCCUUUCGAACGAUUGCCUAUAGAGCUCAAGAUCAAGAUCAUCAGACUUGCUAUUCCCUCGACCCCAGCGCGCUUUGUAAGGAAUGGCUUCCAAGUAUGCUUGGUUAAUGGUUGGGGGCAUGAAGAUGAGGAAGAAUUGAGACGAUUCCGCGCUUCGUGCCCGGAAAUCAAGGCAAUAUGUGAUCAAAUUCGGUACUUCGUGGUAUGUUUGCGUGGAAAAGCUGUGUAUCGACUUGACCCUCUACACGACACAUUCAAGAUAAAUGUCCCGGUUCCUUGGUAUUUAUCUGGAAUUCCCCAGAAGAAAAGGCCAGAAUCCUCUCAGCAAGCAGGCCUUCCUAUCAGGCGCAUGGUCUAUUGGACCCUAGAGCCUUGGAUCUCAACGGAAGCUCAAGGUUCAGUACCUAGCGAUGCGCGAGAGACGUUUUCCCAGUUGCCUUUCGACUCCUCGUUACCUAUAUGGCAGUAUACUCCAAAGCUUAAGGCGUUUACAUUGGUCAUUGACAAGUGUGAUUGGAGUUGGCAUAUCGAGAGUUUUCAGCAAUAUGGGCCAGGAACCAGCGCAAGAAACAAUAUCCAUAGUCUCCUCCCUUAUGGAUUCACAAAUGCUGGCUCGCUACGGCUUCAGAGUGAUACUGGUAUUACAUGGAUGCUGGAUCCGACUCGCACCCUACACCACUAUGGUUAUCCUGGAGAUCCUUUGACUUCUUCCCCGAGCGCAUUUUGGCCAUAUCCACCGAUGAUUGGCUUACAUGGGUACAGCCGAGGCAGUAGAUCCCAGGGAGGGAAAUGGGCUGGAUUCAGGUACUGGACCGAGACCAAGAAGAUUGAGUUUAGGCCCUUAUCGUGGCCAGAGGUUGAGGAUGCUAUGGAGGACCGCCAAAGAGACCGGAGAUGGCACCACGAAUUCGUUGCUCGACUAUGGAUCAACCGGCCGGGAGAACCGGUCGAUACUGAGCAGUCUCAAUACGGUUGGGUCGAGGUGAAAGCUCCCGAAAAAGGCGACGCCCGUUGGGUAGAGCAGGUGGCAACAACGUGGAAGAUGGUUCGGUAUACGUUGAUGAGAAUGGACGAGGCUAUUAAAAUCGACUGGCAUCUUGGAAAUGCGUAA